CCUGUCUGUGUUGUUUCCGCUUAAUUAGAAGCAAUCCCCGCCCAGCCCGAUUCCAGCUUGGCUGCGUUGUUUGGGGACAGUCCGAAGAUGGCGACGGCCCAGCUGUACUGCGUCUGCCGGCAGCCGUACGAUGUGAGCCGGUUUAUGAUAGAAUGCGAUAUUUGUAAGGACUGGUUUCACGGCAGCUGUGUUGAGGUAGAAGAGCACCAUGCUGUGGACAUAGACGUUUACCACUGUCCCAGCUGUGACGUCCACCAUGGACCAUCUCUGAUGAAGAAGCGAAGAAACUGGCACAGACACGACUACACCGAGCCAGAUGACGGCAGUAAGCCAGUGCAGGCUGGCACCUCUAUGUUUGUGCGGGAGCUGCAGACAAGGACCUUUCCCAAUGGAGAUGAGAUCUUGCAGCCAAUGCAGGGCAGUCAGGUCACCCAGAGGUAUCUGGAAAGGUAUGGCUUCCGCUAUCCCAUCGCUGUACACAAAAUGGAAGGGCUCGGCCUCUGCUUACCUCCACCAGAUUUCUCCGUCAAGGAUGUUGAGCGCUAUGUCGGAGGCGACAAAGUGAUUGAUGUCAUCGAUGUGGCCAGGCAAGCAGACAGCAAGAUGAAACUGAGUGCAUUUGUCAAGUAUUACUACAGCCCUCAGCGGCCCAAAGUCCUCAACGUCAUCAGCCUGGAGUUUUCAGACACCAAGAUGUCAGAGCUGGUGGUGGUCCCUGAUAUCGCUCAGAAGAUGUCUUGGGUGGAGAACUACUGGCCUGAUGACUCUUACUUUCCCAAGCCCUUUGUGCAGAAGUACUGCUUAAUGGGCGUGAAGGACAGUUAUACCGACUUCCAUAUUGAUUUUGGGGGCACAUCUGUGUGGUACCAUGUCCUGUGGGGGGAGAAGAUUUUUUACUUGAUAAAGCCCACCCCAGCCAACCUUGCACUAUAUGAGGAGUGGAGCUCGUCUCCAACCCAGAGUGAAGUGUUUUUCGGGGAGAAAGUGGACAAGUGCUACAAGUGUGUCGUCCAGCAGGGAACAACACUUCUGAUCCCUACAGGAUGGAUACAUGCUGUUCUCACCUCUCAGGAUUGCAUGGCUUUCGGAGGAAACUUCCUCCACAACCUCAACAUAGGCAUGCAGCUCAGGUGCUAUGAGAUGGAGCGGCGUCUGAAGACUCCAGACCUCUUUAAGUUUCCUUAUUUUGAGGCUAUUUGUUGGUAUGUAGCAAAGAAUGUGCUGGAGACUCUCAAAGAAUCCCGAGAAGAUAACUGCCUGCCUCCAGAAUACCUGAUCAAGGGAGUGAAAGCUUUGAUUACUGCACUGAGGAACUGGCUAAAGAGAGAGGUCACAGAGCCAGCCAGCGAGGUCCCUGACCAUAUCAGACCCAACCAUCUCAUUAAAAUGCUCACCAAGGAAAUCCAGCACCUUGAGGAUUAUCAGAAUGGGAACUGUGGAAGCAAGCUAAUGAAAUCUCAUGGAAUCUCUGCGUGUCCUUCCACGAGGUCGGCACACGAGAGAGGUUCUCACGCACGCAGGACAGCCAGACGUCUUCGUGACCACCACCAUCAUCACCAUCAUCACUCUCACGGCCCUAAAGCUCCUUCUAACCUCGACAUCUUCGAGCAGCACACCCAGGAAGUCUUAAAAAAACUUGAAAUGGGUACUUAUGAGGAGGAUGCCUCCUUUAACCUAACGGUCAAUGGCAAGUUCAACAAGGUCUCCACAGCCUCAGCUGCUGUGGUGGAGCGGAGCUUGGACAACAAACUGCGUCUGGUGCUGUGCAAUGGACGUAUAGUCAGCGAUAACAGGCAGCAUGCUGGAGAAAAAAGACCAAGGAUAAAAGAAGACGAAGGCUCCAGAGAUGUGAAGAUGGAUUUACUCAAGAUUAAACUAGUAUCUAAAGUGGAAGAACAGGAAGUGGAUAUUGAAAUGAAAGAGAGAGAUCAGCAUCAUGUAGCCAGAGAAGUGAAUUCCUUUGCAGAUCUUAAUAAGCAAGAGAGUUCAGAUCUCAGGAACAGAGAAUCGGUACUUUCAGACAUCUCAUCGGACUCUGAAUCAGAUGAGGACUACACUACACGGAAAAAGAACUGCUCUGAGGGAGAAUCUGAAAGCUCUUCAGAGGAAGAGGAAGAUGAAAAGAUUAGGAUGAGUGGAGACCACCAAAGUAAGACCAAAAGUUGCUCCAGCUACAUGACGGAUACGCAUCGAUCCAGGCAAAAGCUUGACCCUUUUGAAAAAUGUUGUAAAAGUGAAUACGCUACCUCGCCAAGCACAGAAGAGGAUGCUAUCCAGGGAAUGCUGUCUAUGGCAGGACUGUUGUAUUCUCACCCAUCAGAAGAUCCCAGCAGUUCACAAGAAUCCUGGUGGUCUCGAACCACCCAUCCCUCCCCUGACUACAGUAGAAAGGAGGCUGCAUCAGGAGAGGAGAACCAGGAUUCAGACAGCAAUUCAUCACAGGAGGGCUUUCGGGAGCAUGAUUCAAAAGGAGGAUGUCCCGCCAAACUCAAGCAUAGGAUCCAGGAACACAAGAACUUCAUGGACAGCCAGGGCAGCGGCAGCAACAGCAGCAGUGAAGCUUGGAGCAGUCGCACACACUUCCCAGGCCACGGGGAAAUCCCCACUUUGGCCUAUCAAUACUGUGAAACAUCCCUAUCGCCACCUCUGCACCCAUCCAAGAGGCCUGCUUCAAAUCCCCCACCAAUCAGCAAUCAGGCCACCAAAGGUAAACGUCCUAAGAAAGGUAUGGCCACAGCGAAGCAGCGAUUGGGCAAGAUUCUCAAAUUGAGCAGACACAAACCUUUCUUUGUGUAGUUCCAGUGAUGGCAGUCAGAUUGCAGAAGAUUGGGAUGCUGAGUGUGCAUGUUAAAGGUGAUGGGGUAUAAAGUGUGUUUGAUUCAUCACACUGGCUCAAAAGCUUUGGAUUAGUCUGAAUAACCACUUCACCCAACAUGUUUUGCUAAUAUGCAUCCAAAGUAACAAGGCGACUGAAAGGAAAUAAGACUGAAAACAUCACUUUUGAAGGCUUUCGGUUCUCAACGAUGGCAUUCAAAAUCAGGUUUACUCUACAAAAGCGAAGACUAGCAUGUUGCCAGGCUGCUUCCUAAACUAAACUAAAUAAUAACUCAAAUAAACUAAAAACGCGUCACUUCGAGGAUGUGCAUCUUAAGUUAGACGGCAAUUGAGUGAUGAACUGAUUUCAUAAAGGUGCUUUACUUUUUUGGUCUGCUCAUUUUGUGAUUGCAACCAACUUUUCCUAGCAAAUUACUCCAGUGAAGAAAAAUUGCAUUAAUGCCUCAAGACAAAAUUCACCCAGGAUGACUGGUUGAACUACCUGUCAAUCAAAAUGUAAUCACAUUUUGAGAGAAAUUAAAGACAUUUUUUAUUUUUGUCAACAUUUGUGUUCAUCCUGUCAUUGUAAAUCUCUGGCUAAGGAGCACUGGGUAGUUUAGCUAUAGUUGGUCUUCUGUUGCCGCCUAGUGGGCAUCCGGAGACUGACUUUAAAUGGUGCUCGAAGGUAUCAUUCAAAUGAGGCAAGAGACAUUUUCCCUUAAUUUAUUUCUUUAUCUUGGUGCUUUAUUUUUAUUUUCUAUACUGUUAUUAAAUUACGUAUUUAUUACUGAUGAAAGAGAACAAUUUAUUUCAUUGAGCAUUUAGAAGGUUUGCUGUUCUUUGGGGUCUUAAUAUGCAUCCGUUUUGAAACCUGUUUAAAAUAUUUGUGCAAAGGCUUAGCUGUUUUUCAAAAUUUCAUCCAUAUCUGUAUUGCAUUGUGGGUAAGAACAUACGUGUCGUGUAAUAAGAAGCUAAUAUAUAAUCAAAACCCAAAUUGUCCCAUUAUGUUAUAAUCUUUCAUUUUUACCUCAGUGUAUUUGAGAAAAAAAAAGAAAAGAAAAAAAAGACAUUGUGAAUUUGUACUCAACCAGCAAAGUCACCACCUGUUAUUUGGCUGUUUUUACUGAUAUUCUAAGGAUCUGGUUUCAGAAACAUGUUGUUUCCAUAAGUAUAAAGUUCAGCUGCCUCAUCAAAUUCUGAAGCAGUGAAAUACUGUUUGAACUGGUGCUGUGUAUAGUGAGAAAACGAGACAUUUAAGAUGGCCAAGGAGCGUGGGAGAAUUUUUACCUUUUUUACGUUGAAAUGUAUUUGGCUACUUGUCUUUUUUUACAAAGAGUCGACAAGAAUAUUUAUUUUUGUAUUGUAUCAACACCAUUGUAUUGAAAUAUGGCGAUAACCUCGCGUUUUGUAAGAUAUGUGUGAUUUUGAGGUAGUUUACUCUGGUUUGAAAGACCUCAGGUAUUUGUUUGUGCUCAAGAUUUUGGAUUCCUUUUGAUGAAUGCCAAAUAAUGUAAUCAUAAAAGUCCGGUCUUGCUUUGAAAUUUUGGUGUCCCGGCAGUAAAAAGAGCCGUAUUAACUAACCUAAUAUAACAUUUCUUAGUAAAUAUCCCCGUGAAAGAAAAUUGUUCUUUUGUAUUCCAGAUUUGUUAAAUGUUCUUUAAAACAUUUACAGCAACUCCAACAUAAUCUACAAAGCUCUUUGAGCAAUAACGCACAUUCCAUAAGCUUCCAGGAACUUCUAUGACGGAUUUCAUUGACUCAAAUGACUCGUUGAGGUACAAGUACAGCAGCUCAGGGCUCACAUACGGACUGUUUUCUGAUGGACAGCUUUGAUACUAACUAAUCAAAGGGCUUCAGUCAACCCAAAGGUGCUCAGAAUUGAACAGAUCAUUACAACCAGCACAGUAUUGUUACUGUAUGUCAUCUUCCAAAGGUUUUUUUAUGAUGGUUUAUUGUGGACUAAGAUACUCGAGCAUUGUGUUUCGAUCCAUUUCAAAGACAAAAACCACAAUGCCAUUAAUGUAGCACCUGUUGCUUUUCUCCUUGAUAAGAUUCUAGUUUAUGUUGCUUUGUCUGAUUGGGAUUUGGGCCAAAGUGCACAUGUAUUGCAUUCAGAACUUUGAGAUGUUUUUUUUGUUUGGGGGAUUGGAGGAGCUUCUGUGUCUGUCAAAAAAAUGCUGCACUGCAUAGUGUCCUGCAUUAGCAAGCUAUGUUACACUACACUCUGAGUUUUUUAUUUUAUUUUAUUAUUGUUACUGUUUUAACACAAUAAAUAUCUAAAUGUGCUUGAUAAAAGUCAAAAACUUUGCUGGCCUGCAGGCAGGGUUUGUACCAUGUCCCAGUACUUGUACAGUAUUUAUUUGGCAUUCUUUGUUGUGUUUUCAAUUUUCUGGUCUUGCAAUCGGUUACGUGUUUGUUUAUGGAGUAUCCUCUCACAUUUUCAAUGCAUUCAAAUGUUUGAAAUUUUUAUAUGGUUGUAUAAUUUUGUGACGCUGUAAUCCACAGCUAAGGCUUUUGAAAUUGGGAUAUUCCAUUGUACAAUGUGGCCUGUGCAUAUUAAAAAUUCUACGAGUGAA
Molecule: messenger RNA, 5390 nt
Organism: Sinocyclocheilus grahami
Lineage: Eukaryota; Metazoa; Chordata; Actinopteri; Cypriniformes; Cyprinidae
Product: lysine-specific demethylase 7B-like
Exons: 20
Coding region: 88-2796 (902 amino acids)
Source: RefSeq, a predicted model, not a curated record